AUCCUGUCCAGUAUGCCUUUGGGUAGCAACGCGACGAGACCGGCGCUGUAAAGGCACUGUAAAAAAUCUCGAAUUAUAGAAAAGACAAUCUAUCAACAACAUUAUGGCUACAAGUAUUGAUGUAGCACAAGCUUUGCGAUAUGGAACGUGCACGCUGCAACCAAACGGCAAAUAUCUCUGCGUCUGCAAUACAGAACUCUUGAAAGCUUCCAUAAAGAGACACCUUGCUUCUAAAAGACACUUGGAAAAGGUGUCGAUGCUAAACAGAAAUGGAAAAAGCCAUCGCAAUGAGUCCUCAAGCACGGCUUUGCAAGAUGGAACGUGCACGCUGCAACCAAACGGCAAAUAUCUUUGCAUCUGCAAAACAGAACUCAUGAAAGCUUCCAUAAAGAGACACCUUGCUUCAAACAAACACUUAGAAGAGGUGUCUAGGCAAGCUGUGCGUGGAUCGAGCCGACUUGGGAAGAAUACAAACACAAAUGAAGUUGCACAGGCUUUGCAAGAUGGGACGUUUACGCUGCAACCAAACGGCAAAUACUUGUGCGUCUGCAAAUCAGAAAUCUUGAAAUCUUCCAUAAAGAAUCACCUUGCUACAGCUAAACACAAGAUGGCUACACAGAAACUUCCCAAAGAGACAAAAAGAAGUAACCACUUGGAGAAAACAAGGAAUACAGCUAAGAGUAUGCUAGCUCCACGGAAUGAAGUUGCACAGGCUUUGCAAGAUGGGACGUUUACGCUGCAACCAAACGGCAAAUACCUGUGCGUCUGCAAAUCAGAAAUCUUGAAAUCUUCCAUAAAGAAUCACCUUGCUACAGCUAAACACAAGGAGAUGGCCACAACCCACAUGAGAUCAAGAACAGGAAGAGAAGAGAGAACGGGAAGCGAAGGAAAACUGUCACGAAAUGAAAUGCAAGGAGCAACACCAAUGUUUAAGAAACAAGUAAAAUUCUCCACAGCGAGCGCGCCGCGGGUGAAUGGCAUGGUGCCAGUGGCUCGCGAGCGGGAAAUGCGUCCUAGCGACCACCAUCGCCAAAAUUACGCCAAGAAGGAAAAGUCGCGGAAAAGUGAAACGAGGGAACCGUGUCCUGUUGAAGAAGGCGAUUCGGACACAGGCGACAGUGAAGAGGAAGUAGGCCUUAGUCAAGGAGAAGACGAAGGGGAGGAGGAGGAGGAAGAGAUUUCUCAAGGAGAGGAAGAGCAAAGGCAAGAAGAGGAAGAGGAAGAACAAAGCCAAGAGGAAGAGGAAGAACAAAGCCAAGAAGAGGAAGAGGAAGAACAAAGCCAAGAGGAAGAGGAAGAACAAAGCCAAGAAGAGGAAGAGGAAGAACAAAGCCAAGAAGAGGAAGAGGAAGAACAAAGCCAAGAAGAAGAAGAUGAACAAAGCCAAGAAGAGGAAGAGAAAGAACAAAGCCAAGAGCUCAGUGAGGAAGAGUCACAACAAAGCAAGGGAGGAGAUAAUAGAGAUCUCUCAACAUCGACUGCACCAUACCGGAUGGCUUCCCAACCUCGGGGUAACGUCUACAUCUUCAACUACAAAUUCGCGGGAAAGCACAAUUACCGCGAGGGAGCUGAACACGACUCUGAAACCAUCCAAGCCACGUUCACCAACAUGGGUUAUCGAGUAUUUACCAAAGAAAGCUUGUCCAGAAGAGCGACUCUGAUGGAGCUGAAACUCAUAAGAGAUGAGGCGAGCAUCAGAGACGUCGACAGCAUGAUCAUGUUCUUUCUCAGCCACGGAAAAGGUGUUCGCGACUUCCUUACUGAGGAUGGGCUCAGUCUGUGCCUUUCCAGAAUCCAUCAAAUGUUCACGGACGCACAGUGUCCAGCGCUUCGAGGGAAACCUAAGAUCUUCUUCACGAACUUCUGUCGCAAAGGCGGUUUCGAAACCUGUCCAGUUUUCGAAGCGUCGGACCCUCCAAGAGACAUGGUAACCAUCCACGCUUCCGGGGAGGGAAUCGACGCCCUUCGCAACACCGCUUUCGGAACGUACUUCAUCCGCAACCUGUGUCAGGUGCUGCAAGAACACGCCGGCAAGAAGAGCCUUCGGGAUAUCUACUUGGAACUGGACCGAAGUGCAGCCGAGAGGGGCGGCACGCAACCCAUGUGGGAGGAUUUCGUCUUUCGGAAUUUUUACUUCAGUCCUACGAAGACGAAGACAUCGAGCAUGUAGAGAGAUGAGAGGUGUAGGUUAAGAAACGUUCACAUAACACGAGUCACCUGAUUUUGUGCUUUUAGGAUAAGAUUAGAUAAUGCAUAUACUUCGAACGUCUA
Messenger RNA from Penaeus monodon (black tiger shrimp), 2271 nucleotides. RefSeq names its product glutamic acid-rich protein-like. NCBI's taxonomy places the organism in Eukaryota, Metazoa, Arthropoda, Malacostraca, Decapoda, Penaeidae. Gene Ontology annotation, biological process: proteolysis. The record is from RefSeq and is a predicted model, not a curated record. The transcript has 10 exons. Gene Ontology annotation, molecular function: cysteine-type endopeptidase activity. Bases 104 to 2170 code for a protein of 688 amino acids.